Molecule: messenger RNA, 5158 nt
Organism: Coregonus sp. 'balchen'
Lineage: Eukaryota; Metazoa; Chordata; Actinopteri; Salmoniformes; Salmonidae
Source: the annotation of a GenBank genome assembly
AUGGACAAUAUAGAUAGGGUGCUGCUGUCACCUAGCGGACCUCUGGACCUCUGUCAGGUAGCCUACACACGGUACAGUAUUUAUUUAUGGUAGCCUAGACAGUACACACCCCACAUUAUCUGCACUUUAUGUAAGGGUGUGUGAACUGAAAAGCCUGCCUCAUUCAUUCAGGAUGAAUGAAUAAAUAAACUUCAGUAUAAAACAUUGGUAAAGGAAGUUAGCCUAGUAUCAUUGCAAUAAGUAGGCUAGGCCUAGGCUACAGCUUUUAGCCUAGGCCUACUUGUGAUUACACUUACUAUUAUAAAAAUAUUAUAGACAGUGCCUAUAUAAUAAGAUUAGGCCUAUAGGCCUACUGCUCUAUGUAGAAUAACAAUUUAAAUAGGGAAUACAUCUGAAACGACACCCUUUUCCCAUUUAUAGCCUUGAACGUUAGUCUCUGGCUGCUUGUUGAGAACAAAACAAUAAUUUCGUAUGUAGGCACGGAAUUUAUCGAUGACAGCCCGGUGCCGCGUCUCAACCAGUCGUCAUCGCGUUGAAUCGUUAAGGGGCGUAACGUUCCAGAACGCGUGCGUAACGUAUGUAUGCGACCCAGAACGUCCUGCUCCCCGCUGAUCUCAUCGGUUAAUGGACUAAAGAAAGGAUGAGGGUUUGAGAAAACACAUUUUCGUUACCGAAUACCGUGAAGCCAGUGUAAUGCGAUAGUGAAAAGAUAUUGUCUCUCUCGCCACGCGCAUGGCGCGUUAGGGGAAACUGCAGGCUACAGCUGUCUGUCCGGUCAGCUGUUUUUAUUUACCGAGAGACAGCAGCAUCACUAGGAGGGCACGAGACCACAGACUAGUCUAUACCGGCGCCCCGGACCCCACAGACCAGACCGUCAGGACUAACGUAGAGGACAGAGAGAGGAGGCCAGAGAGAGAGAGAGAGAGGAGGAUGGAGUUUAAACAGCUGGUGGAGGUGGCGGAGAAAUGGUGUUCGUCGGUUCCGUUCGAUCUGAUCUUUGCGGAGGAGGAUGAUGAGAGAAGACUGGACUUCUACGUGGAACCGGGAAUCUCCUUCUAUGUCCUUUGUCCCGAUAACAUGACCGGAGGGACCGAUAAUUUCGUAAGUGUGUGUGUGCGUAUGUAUGUGUAUGUGUUUGUGUAUGCGUGUGUGUGGUUGCAGUGUUUUGGGGUUUGCUUUUCGGGUCCCCCCGGCGCAGUGUGUGUGUGUGUGUGUGUGUGCGUGCGCAACGGGAAUGAUGUCAUUGCAGUUUGAUUUGGUGCACCGGACUGGCGCGCAUGUUGUUUUGGCCGCAUUAUAUGCCGUGACUCGUUUUAUCUGCAGACAGCUGUGAUAAACCGCAUUGAGCUGCUAUGGGCAUGCCGCCUGUCCUACGCAUAUAGACACAGGCCUGCAAUAGCAGUGCUGUUGUUGUUUUGUUAGAGAAGCGUCCGCUGCUCUCUAGUCCCCACAGUUCGCCUGGCGCGGCGCCCGGCAGUAAAUAUAUUAUGUCAGCAGCCGCAGCGGUAGUGGGGCCUAGAAGGACUCAUAGCCGUGCAUCCCUCCAUAGGGAACUGGCAGUAAUACCUCAUGUUGUAUACAUUUUCUAUGUAAACAUGUAAUGCACAUACAGAGUCACUCAGCUCCUGUAUGAUGCAGAUGUGUUUUUUCAUGUAGGCCUAAUGCCAUCCUCCUUUGGUCUCUCUAUUCUGGGAAUGUUUACUGCACUAGGUCCCAUCCUCCACAUCCCCACCAUCUCCGCCACUUUCUCUCCCUCCUUCUCUCUCCCCUCUCUGAUUCUCUCUCUCACUAUCACUCCCUCACACACACACAAAAUGUUUUGUUCUUCUAUCCUCGUGGGGACCUAAAAAAGUAAUCCAUUCCGAAUCCUAUUUUCCCUAAAACCUAACCCUAAACCUUACCACAACCCUAACCUUAACCCUAAACCUAACCACUAACCCUAAUUCUAACAUUAACCCACACAGUGAAUGCACCGGUCCCUCUCGGUCACAGGGGGACACCAUUUAGGGUUGGCCAAUCCCUGGAGAGCUCAUGGGCGUGCCAAGGCUUUAGUUCAGGAGGCUAACAUAGUCUUGUGUCACACGGAUUCAAACCCCGGUCAGUUAUACCUGUGUGAUUCCCUCACGUCCAUGUCCAGUAUCUUGAUGUUCAGUGUAUGUGUAUGUGUGUUUGCGUGCGCAUGUAUGUGUACGUGUGGAACUACAGCAGUAGUUUUUCCAGUAAUACUCCUACUUGAUCUCCUGUCCUUGGAGGUGUGUGUUAUCUCGCUCUCUAAUCUCUGGGUUCUUCUUCUACUGGCUGUACUCUGACCUCAUAUAAAACUUAGUGUAUCUACCCAACAUCUACCAUUUAUAUACACUACCAGUCAAAAGUUUUUUACACACCUACUCAUUCAAGGAUUUUUGUAGAAUAAUAGUGAAGACAUCAAAACUACGAAAUAACACAUAUGGAAUCAUGUAGUAACCAAAAAAGUGUUAAACAAAUCAAAAAUAUAAAUAGCCACCCUUUGCCUUGAUGACGGCUUUGCACAUUCUUGGCAUUCUCUCAACCAGCUUCAUGAGGUAUUCACCUGGAAUGCAUUUCAAUUAACAGGUGUGCCUUCUUAAAAGUUAAUUUGUGGAAUUUCUUUCCUUCUUAAUGCGUUUGAGCCAAUCAGUUGUGUUGUGACAAGGUAGGGGGGUAUACAGAAGAUAGCUCUAUUUGGUAAAAGACCAAGUCCAUAUUAUGGCAAGAACAGCUCAAAUAAGCAAAGAGAAAAGACAGUCGAUCAUUACUUUAAGACAUGAAGGUCAGUCAAUACGGAACAUUUCAAGAACUUUGAACGUUUCUUCAAGUGCAGUCGCAAAAACCAUCAAGCACUAUGAUGAAACUGGCUCUCAAGAGGACCGCGACAGGAAUGGAAGACCCAGAGUUACCUCUGCUGCAGGGGAUAAGUUCAUUAGAGUUACCAGCCUCAGAAAUUGCAGCCCAAAUAAAUGCUUCACAGAGUUCAAGUCACAGACACAUCUCAACAUCAAUUGUUCAGAAGGGACUGCGUGAAUCAGGCCUUCAUGUUCAAAUUGCUGCAAAGAAACCACUACUAAAGGACACCAAUAAGAAGAAGAGACCUGAUUGGGCCCAGAAACAUGAGCAAUGGACAUUAGACCGGUGAAAAUGUGUCCUUUGGUCUGGAGUCCAAAUUUUAGAUUUUUGGUUCCAACCGCCGUGUCUUUGUGAGAUGCGGUGUGGGUGAACGGAUGAUCUCCGCAUGUGUAGUUCCCACCGUAAAGCAUGGAGGAGGAGGUGUUAUGGUGUGGGGGUGCUUUGCUGGUGACACUGUCUGUGAUUUAUUUAGAAUUCAAGGCACACUUAACCAGCAUGGGUACCACAGCAUUCUGCAGCAAUACGCCAUCCCAUCUGGUUUGGGCUUAGUGGGACUAUCAUUUGUUUUUCAACAGGACAAUGACCCAACACACCUCCAGGCUGUGUAAGGGCUAUUUUACCAAGAAGGAGAGUGAUGGAGUGCUGCAUCAGAUGACCUGGUCUCCACAAUCCACCGACCUCAACCCAAUUGAGAUGGUUUGGGAUGAGUCGGACCGCAGAGUGAAGGAAAAGCAGCCAACAAGUGUUCAGCAUAUGUGGGAACUCCUUCAAGACUGCUGGAAAAGCAUUCCAGGUCAAGCUGGUUGAGAGAAUGCCAAAAGUGUGCAAAGCUGUCAAGGCAAAGAGUGGCUAUUUGAAGAAUCUCAAAUCUCAAAUAUAUUUUGAUUUGUUUAACACUUUUUUGGUUACUACAUGAUUCCAUAUGUGUUAUGUCAUAGUUUUGAUGUCUUCACUAUUAUUCUACAAUGUAGGAAAUAGUAAAAAUAAAGAAAAAUCCUUGAAUGAGUAGGUUUUUCCAAACUUUUGACUGGUACUGUAUACCUUUGACAUUAGCACAGUAAUACGGUAAUAAUGUGACAAUGUGGCUAUAUGGGUUAUGUUAAUAACCUGUGUGUGUGUGUGUGUGUGGUGUGUGUGUGUGUGUGUGUGUGUGUGUGUGUGUGUGUGUGUGUGUGUGUGUGUGUGUGUGUGUGUGUGUGUGUGUGUGUGUGUGUGUGUGUGUGUGUGUGUGUGUGUGUGUGUGUGUGUGUGUGUGUGUGUGUGUCCGUCUACAGCAUGUAUGGAGUGAGAGUGAGGACUGCCUGCCGUUCCUACAGCUAGCCCAGGACUACAUCUCCUCCUGCGGGAAGAAAACUCUGCUAGAGGUCCUGGACAAAGUCUUCACUUCCUUUAGACCUGUAAGUAGCCUAACGCUAUAAAAUAAAACAACUAGGUGUUCGGUCGUAGCCGGCCGCGACCGGGAGACCCAUGGGGCGGCGCACAAUUUGCCCAGCGUCGGGGAGGGAAUGGCCGGCAGGGAUGUAGCUCAGUUGGUAGAGUAAUAAUAAUUGGUCAUUUAGCAGACGCUCUUAUCCAGAGCGACUUACAGGAGCAAUUAGGGUUAAGUGCCUUGCUCAAGGGCACAUCGACAGAUUUUUCACCUAGUCGGCUCGGGGAUUAGAACCAGCGACCUUUCGGUUACUAGCACAACGCUCUUAACCACUAAGCUACCUGCCGCCCCGGUAGAGCAUGGCGUUUGCAACGCCAGGGUUGUGGGUUCGAUUCCCACGGGAGAAGAAAAAAAAAUGAGAAAAAAAAUGUAUGCACUCACUCUGGAUAAGAGCGCCUGCUAAAUGACAAACAUUUAAAAAAUGUAAAUGUAACUACACUACUCCUAAAGAAUAUUACAUAACAUAUAAUAUAUAACAUCUCUCUCUCUCUCUAGUUGCUGGGUCUACCAGACAUAGAUGAUGAGACAUUUGAGCAGUACCAUGCAGGCGUGGAGGACGAACCAGAGCCGGACCACCAGCAGAUGGGAGUCAGCCAGCAGUGAUGCCUACAGAAGAGGUGUCCGGCUGGGCCACAAUAACUACCCACGCCUCUGGUCUCAUCCCCUGCAUCAAUACACAGGCCCAACGACCCUGUAGCGACUAUACAAAGUCAUAAUGUAUACUCAGAUUCAUAAUGUACACAGACACACACACACACAGGACAGCCUGCUGAAAUGUACCAUUGCGUUCUUUAACUUAUCAAAAGCUUUGCUCUCCAGAUAUUGCACUCCUUCUAAUGUCACAGACACACACACACACACACGCAC